GGCUGCCGCCGGCUCUCGUCUGUGGACCCACCGCUUCUGCAGAGGCUCCAUCCAUCCACCGGCGGCGCGCAUUUACUACUACAAGGAGCGUUGCUGACGCGUCAGUAUAGUGCGUAUGGAAUAGUGGACCAGCCACUUGGCACGCGAUGGACCCGAACUAAAGCUGUUGAAUGACGACAGUCUAUUCCGGUCCAUUAUCAGAAGACAAGGAUCAGAGCAGAGUUGAGCGGCGGAACGUGAAAGGAAGAAACCAGCGUGUCGUCUACAGCGGGUAUGGCGUGCAAUUACGGUGACAGCCGCUUGUGGACCUGGCAAAUCCUUCUCACCAUCUCAAUGGUUCUAAUCCCCCUGUCCGCUCACGGGAGGCACGCAAUGGCCCGGCGCCAUCAUCAUCGCAACCAGUCAGCCAUCAACCGCGAAGCCUCCAAUACCAGAAUGGUGCUAAGCGACGACUCGGCGGAGAGAGACCACCUGAUAGAAGCGGGGAUCCCCGCUUUUUCCAAACAUCACCGCUCCCAUAAACACGUCCGUCUAGAUCCCGAUCCAGUCGGGGAGGAGAUCACAGCUGGAGGAGCGGGACCGGAUCAGCCCGGGAACCCCUUGUCUGAUGACAUCAUCACCGUAGAGUUCCACAGUCCGGCGCCGGAGAUUAUGCCCUUUGAUAUUGAUCGUCACGGGGCCAAACUACCCAAACCCCAAAAGCAAAAAGGAAGCAACCCCACAGCUUGGACGCUCUCGGACUUUUACGACUACCUGGCCCCCGAUGACGACCUCUCGGCAUCGGCCCCCACCCAAGAACCCGAGCCUUCCCCUUCGCCCCCGGCCGACAUGGAGGAUGAGAACCCCCUCUUGGCUAACGUCCGCCCUGUCAGUGCGAAACCCGCCGUGGAGAACAAACCCGACUCACCUAGCCAGCCCAAACCGGAUCCUGACGAGAACAAGGACUUGAGCUUGGGUGGCGCCAUGGGGAGCGACGGGUGCCGGCUGGGCUUCGUGCGUUCGGGACCCGGCAUGUGCGUGUCUCAGUGUGACGUGGAACCCAAUUUCUGCUUCAAUGAAGGCGUGUGCAUUGUGGUGGCUGGAGUAGGAGCUUUCUGCAGGUGCAACGUGCAGGACUACAUCUGGAACAAAGGCACACGUUGCGACUGGGCCAUCACAGAGUUCCAGGUGAUGAGUGUGGUGGUGGGCGUGGCUUCGGUGGCCCUCCUCCUCCUCUUCAUGAUCGUGGUGUUCUUCGCCAAGAGGCUGCAUCGUCUCAAGAACGAGAACAGGCGGCUUCGCAAACGCAGUAAGUACCGUCCACAGAGCACGGAGCCACAGACGGACGGCAUCUCGGUUUCCACGGCAGCUGACGGCUCGCAGCCAAACGAUGACCCCCAGAAGCACGAGGACCCGAUCAAGUCCCCUCCGGCCAAAGAAGAGGGCGCCAUGAACAUCCUCAACUCUCAUUCCCCCAAACACGAGAACAACCGGCCAAACUCGGUGGUCCACGACCACAGCCUCAGCCCCGACAACACCGACGACAACACCGAGGAUGGAGUGACUAUUGGUCUCGAGGUGCUCCUCCCCAAAGAUGCCAAGCUGCGCACCGAGAAGAGCUCCCCCCACCAGUACGACGUCUUCCUCUACAAGAUGGCAAACAACGGCGACCCGACGCCGACCAACUCUCAUGGCUCCGCCUCCCAUCACGCAAACAAAUCACCCAAAAGCGCAAAGAGUGCAUCCAAAUCCCCCAAACGCUCCGAGGAUCACCGCGAGCCCCUCUCCGGGCGUCACUCCUCACCCUUCCUGCACCCCUCACCCGGGUCGCCCAGGGGCUACUCCGCCUCCACGCGCCACCAAUCUACCCAUCACUCGCACAGAAGUCGGCCUUCCAGUUCUUAUUACCCCGAAGUGGAAAGAGAGGACGGACACAUCCGUCCGUCUCCUUCCUCGCCUCAUCUAACUCAGCCAUCCUCUUCGCCGUCCAGGGCCAAGUGCAGCCCGGUCAGCACUCGAUCUUUGCCACCACUCUCAUGACGUCUUUUACUCAUCCAGUCAAAUGCGCAAAUAUAAAGAAAGCCGUUUGAGCAUUUAUUCGGUCCAGCUAAAUCCUCGAAUGACAAAUGAAUCCAUAAAACUUUAGUAGUCAUAAAAAGUGGGAUAAAAAUGUCUUAAAGUGUUUUGAGAAAAUUUGAUUCACAGCCAUUUUUUAAUUAUUUAUUUUUGUUUGUAUUCUUAUUAUUAUUCACUCCAUGGAAAUAUUGCAAGCUUGCUAUUGAUGGAUGGCUAGCUGCCAAAUAUUGCAGAAGUAUUUGUCAAGGUUCACUAUUGACCACUUAAGAUGGAUAUUAAGGCUAUCGAAUAAAUGCUCAAACGUGUCAUGACUAACGUAAACAGUCAUUAUCCAUUAGGACUCUAACCUUCAUUAGGCUCAUAGAAUAUAACAAUACAGAAAUAAGUGGAAGUGGGUCAACUAUGCACCAUCCACCUUAAGUUCACAAUUAAAUGGAAACGGAUUCAAUACAAGUCAUUUUCACCAUCUUGGAUGAAACUCAGGUCAAAACUUAACAGAAUAAGCACAAGAUGACCCGUCAAGUGUGAACAAGUUUUCCUAAUCUGGUGCCAAUGUCAGUACAUUUUUAUGAAAGUAGUUUUAGUUAUAUCAGUACAUCUUUUUUUAUUAGUAGUAUUUUACGU
This is a messenger RNA of Syngnathus typhle (broad-nosed pipefish), 2679 nucleotides long. It is a transcript of the gene cspg5b, whose product is annotated as chondroitin sulfate proteoglycan 5b. Gene Ontology annotation, biological process: nervous system development. The record is from RefSeq and is a predicted model, not a curated record. The transcript has 6 exons. Bases 274 to 2019 code for a protein of 581 amino acids. NCBI's taxonomy places the organism in Eukaryota, Metazoa, Chordata, Actinopteri, Syngnathiformes, Syngnathidae.